AGAAGACCUGCAAGAAGAAGCAUAUUAAUUAAUUUCAUACUUUUUGACGACAGUAUUAAUAGAGAAAUAGAAAAAAAUUAUACUAAAAUUAGUGGCGCACGGGUGACAUUAUUUAACUAGUUUUUUUUAUCUCUCAACAAUGGGUCAGAAGGUAUCAAGAACUGACUUUGAAUGGGUGUACACGGAGGAACCACAUGCAUCGCGACGCAAAAUUAUUUUGGAAAAAUACCCACAAAUCAAAAAACUUUUUGGAUAUGAUCCCAACUUUAAGUGGGUGGCAGGAGCGAUGGUGCUCACGCAAAUUUUGGCUUUAUUUAUUGUGAAAGAUUUUUCAUGGCCUUUGUUAAUAUUAGCAGCCUACUGUUUUGGAGGAAUCUUAAAUCAUUCCCUAAUGUUGGCUGUUCAUGAGAUAGCUCACAAUUUGGCCUUUGGACACAGUCGACCGAUGCACAACCGCAUACUAGGCUUUAUAUGUAAUUUGCCGAUUGGUUUACCUAUGUCUAUAUCGUUUCGAAAAUAUCAUUUGGAGCAUCACAGAUAUCAAGGAGAUGAAGUGAUUGAUACUGAUAUACCCACAUUACUGGAGGCAAAGUUGUUCGAUUCAACUUUUGGCAAAUUUCUUUGGGUAUGUCUGCAGCCUUUCUUCUAUAUAUUCCGUCCUCUUAUUAUAAAUCCAAAGCCACCAACACGUUUGGAAAUUGUCAACACCAUUAUUCAAUUAACAUUCAACGCUCUGGUUGUAUACAUAUUUGGUUGGAAAGCUAUGGCUUAUUUGGUGUUGGGUUCAAUAUUGGCAAUGGGACUACAUCCAGUGGCCGGACAUUUUGUAUCAGAACACUACAUGUUUGCCAAAGGAUUUGAGACCUACUCCUAUUAUGGUCCCCUCAACUGGAUUACAUUUAAUGUAGGCUACCACAAUGAACAUCAUGAUUUCCCAGCUGUACCCGGCUCCCGUUUACCGGAAGUGAAAAAGAUAGCUCCUGAGUUUUAUGACACAAUGCCACAACAUACCAGUUGGACGCGUGUGUUGUACGAUUUUAUCAUGGAUCCAGCCGUUGGUCCCUAUGCUCGCGUCAAACGUCAUCAAAAGGGUUUGAAAACAUAAGACUAUUUUGUAUCUAUUUACGUUGUAUUUCUUCAGUUAAUUGUGUGUUUUUUGUCUUAACUACAACGCUAUCAUUUUCUUUAUUGUAUUUUUGAGCUUAAACCAAAAAAUCUCAACACAAAUUUUUAAUAUUGCAUAUAGAAUAUAUUUUUUUAACUGGUGAAAAAUCAUAGGUUUACUGCGAAUGGGACAGCAGAGAAUAUUAAUUGAUUUUAUUUAUUAAGGGGUAAAAUAAACUAUGCUAUACAUGCAAAAUAGCUUUGCUAAAAUAGCAAAUGAAAUGUAUAAAACAUGAAUAUAUCAUCGUGCGUGUAAUAAAUUUCUAAUUAUUUGAUAUAUAAAUUAGUUGCUAAAAAAAUAAAAACAAAGCAACUACAUCCUAUAGAAAUAUUAACUAAUAUUUCGCUAUUUAGUAAAAAAAAUAAUAACAUUGUACCUCAAAAUAAUAUAUUUAUUUAAUAAUCUAUGUAUGAAUGUAUGUAAAGACUAGUAAUGAAUUAAAGUGUAAUUAAAUUUCAAAUUAAAUAUAAA
Calliphora vicina (urban bluebottle blowfly) is the source of this 1636-nucleotide messenger RNA. RefSeq names its product delta4-sphingolipid-FADS-like protein ifc (gene ifc). Lineage: Eukaryota; Metazoa; Arthropoda; Insecta; Diptera; Calliphoridae. The transcript is spliced from 2 exons. Gene Ontology annotation, biological process: ceramide biosynthetic process. Gene Ontology annotation, molecular function: sphingolipid delta-4 desaturase activity. Gene Ontology annotation, cellular component: membrane. Bases 140 to 1105 code for a protein of 321 amino acids. The record is from RefSeq and is a predicted model, not a curated record.